AAAUAAAGUUUUCAAAGCAUUUUAUUGCUUUCUCUACAGUUCCAUAAAAUAUUCACCACUUUAAAUAUUAAAAAAAAGAGAAUUUCAUUUUCGUACUUUUCAUUUGAAACUGGUAACUGGUAAAAGAAUUUGGAGAAUGUGAAAAAAAAAUGGUUUUCCAUUAGAACCUUUUUUGUUGUAGAAUGUUUGGAAAGAUUUUUGUAUUUUUGAUUGUUUUUCUUUUAAGUGUUGUGGACUGUGUUUAUGGUCAUGUUGAUGGGGCAAAGUUGGAAGAAGAAUGCAAGAUAGCAGACAUCUGCCGACACGAUCAGGUGCCGAUAUGUGGCAUCGAUUCCUGCGGAGAGAUGAGAACGUUCAUUGACACCUGCGAUAUGCAUGAGUUCAAUUGUGAUAGCAGGAAAGAUUUCGUACAAAAACCAACCCACGAAUGUUGGGUAACCUGCAAACGAGGACGGAGCUUCAAAAGACCAGAAUUCAACCCUGAUUGUAUGGCCGAAGUAAAGAAUGCUGUAUAAAACAACCGUACUAUAUCAAAAAUAGUUUUUAAUAUUAAAUUAAUAACAUUUUUA
Messenger RNA from Spodoptera frugiperda (fall armyworm), 569 nucleotides. RefSeq lists its product as uncharacterized. NCBI's taxonomy places the organism in Eukaryota, Metazoa, Arthropoda, Insecta, Lepidoptera, Noctuidae. The record is from RefSeq and is a predicted model, not a curated record. The coding region runs from base 183 to 515 and encodes 110 amino acids. The transcript is spliced from 3 exons.